Messenger RNA from Chrysochloris asiatica (Cape golden mole), 1551 nucleotides. It is a transcript of the gene NOC4L, whose product is annotated as nucleolar complex associated 4 homolog (S. cerevisiae). The transcript is spliced from 15 exons. NCBI's taxonomy places the organism in Eukaryota, Metazoa, Chordata, Mammalia, Afrosoricida, Chrysochloridae. The record is from RefSeq and is a predicted model, not a curated record. Gene Ontology annotation, cellular component: small-subunit processome; Noc4p-Nop14p complex; nucleolus. Bases 1 to 1551 code for a protein of 516 amino acids. Gene Ontology annotation, biological process: ribosome biogenesis.
AUGGAUCCGGAUCGGGUGGCCGCGGGCCGGGGCCGGGCGCUGGGCCGCCUGCUGGAGGCGGUGCUGGCGAGCCGCGCCGAGGCCAAUGCCGUGUUCGACAUCCUGGCCGCGCUGCAGUCCGAGGACCCGGCGGAGAUCCAGGAAGCUGUCCGCAUAUGCAGCCGCCUGUUCGGGGCGUUGCUGGAGCGGGGAGAGCUGUUUGUGGGCCGGUUGCCCCCCGAGGAGGCCGUCAUGACAGGGUCCCAGGGAGCCACUCGCAAGUACAAGGUGUGGAUGCGGCACCGAUACCAGAGCUGCUGCAAUCGCCUAAGCGAGCUCCUGGCUCACCCCUCCUUCCAGGUCCAGGAGCUGGCUCUUGGUACCCUUAUGAAGUUUGUGCAGCUGGAAGGCUCCCAUCCCCUGGAGAAACCCAAGUGGGAGGGCCACUAUCUGUUUCCCUUCGAGCUCUUCAAGCUGGUGGUGGAGAGCCUGCUGUCCCUGGAGGAGGACCGUGCCCUGCUCCUCUCGCAGUUCCAAGGCUACCUGGAGUACGAUGACAUUCGCUACCACACGAUGAAGGCAGCUGCUGGGACCGUGGCCAGGGUCACUGAUGGACGAGCAGAGGUGCCUCUCCCCUUCUGGAACAACGCUUUCACUCUGCUGUCUGCCGUCAGCCUGCCUCGUCAGGAGGGCACUACGCCAAGCCUCUAUGUGAAGCACACAGAGCCAUCAGACAAGUGGAAGGCAGUGAAUUUGAAGGAACACAGGAAAGCCUUCCAGCUCAUGUGGCUCCGUUUCCUACAGCACAAGCUGCCUGUCAGCCUUUACAAGAAGGUGCUGGUCAUCAUGCACGAGUCCAUCCUGCCCCAGCUGGCCCAGCCCACACUCAUGAUGGACUUCCUUACCAGCGCCUAUGAUGUCGGCGGAGCCAUCAGCCUCUUGGCCCUGAAUGGACUCUUCAUCCUGAUCCACAAACACAACCUGGAGUACCCUGACUUCUACCAGAAGCUCUACAACCUCCUGGAAGCCUCCAUCUUCCACGUCAGAUACCGAGCCCGCUUCUUCUACCUGGCUGACCUGUUCCUGUCGUCCUCCCACCUGCCCGCCUACCUGGUGGCCGCCUUUGCCAAACGCCUGUCCCGCCUGGCGCUCACCGCGCCCCCCGAAGCCCUUCUCAUGGUCCUUCCCUUCAUCUGCAACCUGCUGCGCCGGCACCCCGCCUGCCGUGUCCUCAUACACCGGCCCCAGGGCCCUGAGCUGGACACAGACCCCUACGACCCUGGAGAGCAGGACCCUGCCAAGAGCCGUGCCCUGGAGAGCUCACUGUGGGAGCUACAGGCUCUGCAGAAGCACUACCACCCUGAUGUGUCCAAGGCAGCCAGCGCCAUCAACCAGACCCUGUGCGUCCCCGAGGUCAGCAUCGCACCACUCUUGGAGCUCACGCCCUACGAGGUCUUUGAGCAGGACUUGAAGAAGAAGGUUCCAGAACCCGUGCCUCUGGAAUUCAUCCCCGCCUCAGGCCUGCUGGGCCGGCGGGAGGACUUGUGUGCUCACUACUUCUCACUCAGCUGA